Messenger RNA from Cladocopium goreaui, 1992 nucleotides. Lineage: Eukaryota; Dinophyceae; Suessiales; Symbiodiniaceae. The record is from the annotation of a GenBank genome assembly.
AUGCUUCAGUUGAAGAAUCUAAAGAGCGAUGUGAUCGAUGUGGAAGAUAUCGAUGCUGUUGAUACCUCUGUGGCCACCUGGACUUGCUCGGUUUGCACCCUUUGCAACCAGUCAAAGCAGGCUCUUUGCGAGGCUUGCGGAAAUCCGAAGUCACAAGGUGACUCGAAUGACUCCACGGCUGUGUUUGCAACCGAAGUUCAGUGGGCAUGUGUCAGAUGCACGUUCUUAAACACCUUCACAGCGAAUGCGUGCGAUGUUUGCCAAGAAAGGAGACCAAUGGCGACGGUGACAGAGAAGAAGUGUUCGAAUCAAACAAAUGCAGUUCAGACGCCCAUAGGUGGUGUGUCCACAACUUUGGGCAGCAAUGCUCCUACUACAGUUUCUGAGAAGGGAGCAACGUGUGAUUCGAUGUGCAAAACUACAAGAGGUGUGCCGAAUGAUCUACAAGCGGCAUUGCAUAGACUGGUUGACUCAGGUUCAUUUCGUUCAGGCCAGCUGGAAGUGGUUCAGGCCCUGCUUGCAGGAGAGGACGUCCUCUAUGUUUUUCCUACUGGUGCUGGUAAAUCCUUGUGCUACCAGCUACCAGCACUGCUUUCGAAAGGGAAGUUUGCUUUGGUAAUCUCUCCUCUCAUUGCCUUGAUGGAGGACCAGAUCCGAAGUCUUCGAAAGCGCGGCAUUUCUGCCGUAGCGCUGCAUUCAGAGCUUACAGCAGUCGAGCGAAAGGACAUUCUUGCAGCCAUUGGACAACAACAGCGACCAAGAGAAUUGAAAGGAUUCUUCACGCAGUCGGCCAAUGCACCCAAACUGGUCUAUUUAUCUCCGGAGUUGGCAACAUCUUCGAACUUUUCAGAAUACUUGCGUCUUUGGUCGGCGCAAAUAGCAUUGGUGGCCAUUGAUGAAGCGCAUUGUGUCAGCAAGUGGGGCCAUGAUUUCCGGCCAUGUUAUCGCAACUUACACCAAGUUCGAUCUCUGCUGCCUACAAACAUCCCUUGGGCAGCUUGCACAGCGACUGCAACUGCAAAGGUGAGAAGUGAUGUCGCCGAAAAUCUGGGGCUCAAAGGCAGCCCUUUGAGAGAGGUCUUGUUGCCCUUUGAUCGACAGAACCUCCGCUACGGAGUCAUCCAGAGGAGAGAAGAUAGCAAGUACACACAACCAGCCUAUGCAGACUUGAUCACUUUGACUUCAUCCCAGCCACCGGACAGCAGUGGCAUCAUCUACUGCCAGCGGCAGAAAGACUGCGAACAUGUUGCCGAAUUGUUGCAGGAGAAUGGAAUUUCCGCUAUGCCCUUUCAUGCUGGCCUUUGCAAGAACAGGAAGAGGGCUGCUUUUGAAGCCUUCAUUGGGAAGCCCUUCGAAGACAAGACCGCAAGGAAUGGGAAGGCAAAGAAUGCCAAGACUGAGACUUCGCCGGAGAAGGUUCGUGUCUUGGUGGCCACGAUUGCCUUUGGCAUGGGAGUUGAUAAGGCAGACGUGCGUUUCGUCUUCCACGCGGCGCCGCCGAAAUCACUGAGUGCCUAUUACCAGGAGAGUGGGAGAGCAGGAAGGGAUGGAAAACCUGCACUCUGCGUGAUGUUCUUCACUGAGAAUGAUUUCUCUGUUGCAAAGCAGCUGAUCACAUCAAGAGGUGCCUGGAGUGGUGCCAGCGCCACCAGCGAAAUCGCUCUACAAGAAUUGCAAGCUGUGCCUGAGACGAGUCCUGAAGUUUUGAAGUCAGCAGAUCCAGCAGAUCCAGCAGAUCCCAGCUUAGGUCUCCAACUCCAAGAGAACGCAGGGAACGGCAGAGGAUUCCUGCUGAACUACCGAGUCUACAACCAGCGUCCAAAGCCUUUCCUUUGGUGCAUCAAGGCUCUGACCAAGCCGGUGGGAGCUUUGGGUAGCACGGCCGAGAAGCCCUGGAUCAGGCCGCUGGGCUGCAGCCACGGGAGUGAGACUUGUAAACAGAGUCGUUCAGAACACGAAGAUUCCGCAGCUUUUCACAUGGUGAAAUUUUAG